CAAACUCUUUUUGAGAUCAGCUGUCAAAUAUUUAAAUUUAUAUUUUUCAUGAUUUUUACACAUGUCACUCUAAAAUAAAUGGCUAAACGUUUCGUGCGUGUUUUCAUUCGGGCUAUAUUUCAUGUAAUUUCCUACAUCUGGCGACCGUUAAUUAAAAUGGAAAUAUUACGAAAAGAACGAGGUAUAGCCAGGAGGCUUUUUACAACCGCGAAAAACGAAUUUGAAGCUAAUUUAGAGUCAACAAAUAUCGACGAAAUCACCGCGGCCUUCAACAAACUCCAGCUUCGAGCCGAUUCCCUGUUCAACGUUGACCUACGUAUAAAAGAACAGUGGCUAAAAACGGACGAGAUGACUGAAGAUGAAAUUUAUGAAGAUUGCAUGACCAGCGAUAAGUAUCUAAGCGACUGGGAGCGUAUAAAAGUCAUGUACGAAAACGUUUCUCGGAAGAACGAACGCAUGAAGAGGUUUUGCAAGUCUAGCGGCAGCGAUGUGUCGAAUAACACACAAAAAUCUCAUCAAUGUUGUGAGAAGUCGGCAUGCAAUAGUGCUUGUCAUUCAAGACGAUUCCGUCUACCGAAAUUUGAGUUACGGAAGUUUGACGGCAAUACGAAAAAUUGGAUUGGUUUUUGGUGUCAAUUUCAGAAAAUCGACGACGACGAGACAAUAGACGAUGGAGAUAAGUUUCAGUACCUUUACCAGUGCACUGUUCCAGAUACUCCAGCGCGAGAGAUCGUCGAGAGCUUUCCGCCGUCGGGAGAUAACUACAAGAAGGCUGUUGAGCAAUUGAAGUCCAGGUUUGCACGUGACGAAAUGUUGAUCGACAUUUAUGUGCGUGAACUGCUUAAUCUUGUACUAGCACAAGCAAAAGUUGAGUCCGCCUUGCCCGAAUCUGUUUUACGAGCAUGGCAGAGAUCCCAUGUACUGGAGGAGAAGGGCGACGAUCAUCUGAACCAGCUUAUGCAGUUCCUGAAACGCGAAGUGGAGUCGGAGGAGCGGAUCCAGCUCGCGCGCACCGGGAUAGCAUCGGGUGACAGUUUGCAUAGCGUUUCUACUCAACCCACCGCGGCAUGCUUGGUGUCAACGGAAGACGCAGAAAAUUUAGACUUGAAACCUGUCGGCAAAGAAAUCGUGUCAAAUUGUCUUUUUGGCGGGAUUGAAACUAAGAAGGAACUAUUUCAUACCUACGAGUUAAAGCUAGCAAGCUUGGAUAAGAAAUUUGAAUGUACAAUGACCGCGCGAGACAAGUCUACGCUCUGCGGGUAUGUUCCUCGUUUAAAUGUAGACCAUGAGAUGAUUAAAGAGUUGCAGAAACAUAAUAUUACGCUGAGCGACGUCGGCGAUGCGGCAGCACCUGACAUCGGGCUGUUGAUCGGCGCAGACCACGCAGGCGCGUUGCUCACGGAAAGUUUCGUGAAUCUGAACAAUAACCUCGUGGCAAUAAAGACUAAAUUUGGAUGGACACUUCAAGGACCCAUUAUGAACGCAUGCAGUGUCUUGACGAACGUAGUAUUGGUUAAUUUUCAGUUAUCUGAGCUUUGGGACUUGGAAACUCUCGGAAUACGGGACCCAGUGGAAGUUGCAAAUAAGGCAAAAACAGACACUAUCAUAUUGGACCAGUUUAGAGAAUCGAUCAAGAUUAAUGAUGAAGGACGGUACGAAGUUGACUUACCGUGGAAACCACAUCGUGGAGAACUCCUUGACAACAAACAUUUAGCUGAAAAAAGAUUGAUGUCAACAACGCAAAAGCUACUGAAGCUGAACGAGUUUGAUAACUAUGGACAAGUCUUCGAAGAUUGGUUAAAAGAGGGCAUAAUCGAAGAAGUUGGUGACACAUCGAAGCCUAAACACUACCUUUGCCACCAUGCUGUCAUCAAGAAUACAAACCUCACUACGAGAGUGCGUCCUGUUUUUGAUGCUUCAGCUCGAGAUUACAACGGAAAUUCUCUUAACUCGUUCCUAGAAAAGGGCUUAAAUUGUCUUGAAUUGAUUCCGAAACUACUAAUAAAGUUCAGAAAACAUGCGAUUGGGAUAACGUCUGACAUUAAAAAAGCUUUUCUACAGAUAUCGUUAAAAAAAGAAGAUAGACAAUAUCUGUCAUUCCUGUGGUGGAGGAAUAACGAAAGGAAAGCAUUCACAACCUACCGUCACUGUCGUGUUGUGUUUGGCGUGACGUGCAGUCCAUUUCUUCUAGGUGCGACUUUAAAUUACCACUUAGAGAAGUACACCGAAGAUUUUAAAGACACAGCCAAACUACUGAAAGACUCUUUCUAUGUUGACAACUGUGUGACCAGUCUAGAAUCGGAAGACGAAGCCAAAACCUUCAUAGAAGAGGCAAAGAGAGUCAUGUCAGAUGCGAAAUUUGACUUAAGAGGUUGGGUGACUACUCCAAUGGCCAAAUAUAUGGAGACUAAUUCGCUUGAAGAUAAAUUGUCUGUACUCGGCCUUAUGUGGGACGUCAAUAUGGACCAACUACAUUGUAACGUCAGCUUUGCACAUAGUACUGCCUUGAUGGAAAACGUCACAAAGAGAAGUCUACUCUCAAUUACUCAGAAAGUUUUCGAUCCAGUUGGUUUUGCAUGCCCAGUGACACUUGUGCCUAAGUUAAUACUACAGAAGACUUGGAAUUUGCGUCUUAGUUGGGACAGUGAACUACCAGAUGACUUACAAAAGGAAUUUUUCGAUUGGUCUAAACAUAUUCAUUUGCUAAACGAGUGCCGGAUUCCACGUAGACUUACUUGUAAACCAAUAAAUAAAUGUGACAACAGUCUACAUGUCUUCAGUGACGCUAGCAAGGUGUCAUUUGCAACUGCUAUCUUCUUACGAAGUGAUUGUGAAGGAGAAGUCACUGUCCAACUGGUACAAGCCAGAUCACGCGUACUACCAAUUCGUGAGGUCAGCAUCCCGCGCGCGGAACUGAUGGGAGCAUUGAUUGCGACACGGUUAUACCUUCAAGUUAAAGAAGCGUUGGAUCUGUCAAACUGCCGCGUAUUCUUCUGGACUGAUGCAAGUGUGGCUUUCACCUGGAUUACCUCUGAGGGAGACUGGAACAUAUUUGUCAAGAACAGGGUAAAAGAAAUCCGACAACAUACAAACGUGGAAAAUUGGCGUCACUUACCUGGCUUGUUGAACCCUGCUGACUUACCAUCUAGAGGCUGCAAUGCCAGACAACUGCUGAAGAGCAAAUGGUGGGAGGGACCUGCUUGGUUAAAAGCAAAGGAAAGUGAAUGGCCUAAAUCUCAACUGAAUGUAGAUGAGCAAGAAGUCAACAAAGAAGCCAGGAAAGUAGUUCUCGCUAACAACACUACAGAUCAUAGUACAUUUCUGUCUACACUGACUUACUUCUCUAAAUAUACUAUGAUAGUAAGAAUGGUCGGGUGGAUAUUGAGAUUUUCGUACAACUGUAAAAAUACACAUAAUAAGAAAAGUGGUGAACUGACCUGUGAAGAGUUCCAAUGUGCUGAAAAGAGACUCCUGAAGAUUGUUCAAGCCGAAAUGAUAGCAGAGGUGGACCCAAAGAAGAUGAAGGAUCUGAAAAUAUUUAAGGAUGAAGAAGGCUUAAUGAGGAUUCGUACUAAAUUAGUUCUAAGCGAUGAGCCUGCUGACUUUGUCUGUCCGAUUUACAUACCAGGCAAACAUUUCAUAAUCCAAAGAUUAGUAGCUUCCAAACAUCGUCUGAUGUACCAUGCCGGCCCUGCUAUACUAAUGGCAGCACUCAGAGAGACAUACUGGAUCACAGGAAUUAGAAGACUCGUCAGUUCAACCGUUUCUAAAUGCAUACCCUGCAAGCGGCUCUCGGUGAAACAUGCUGAUACACCUUUACCGCCUUUACCUCGUGACAGAAUAAAACGGGCUGCCGCCUUUGAAGUGACAGGUAUAGACCUAGCUGGUCCUCUUUUUCUGCGGUCGGGAGGGAAGGUAUGGAUAAUUUUAUUCACGUGUGCAGUUUACCGAGCCGUGCAUCUCGAAUUAACCAAAUCGCUGACGACAGAAGCCUUUCUCAUGGCCUUACGGAGAUUUAUCGCAAGGCGUGGAAGAGUUGACACAAUAUACACGGAUAAUGGUACUAACUUCCACGGUGCUGAUAACCUUCUGAAGUCUUUGGACUGGCAAGAGAUUGCGGCUUAUUCCAGCGUGAGGAACAUUAAGUGGAAGUUCAGUCCUCCUGCAGCGCCAUGGUGGGGAGGUUGGUGGGAGCGCCUCAUACGCUCUCUGAAGGACCUCCUGAGACGAAACUUAGGCCAGAAGACAUUAACGUACGAAGAGUUGAUGACCUUGAUGCAAGAUUGUGAAGCGUUAAUUAAUUCAAGACCUUUAACGUACAUCGCGGACAAUUCUGAUAAGUUAAAACCCAUCACUCCCGCGUGUUUCACGCAAGGGCUUCCUUCGAGCGAGGUGCCGGAUUUAGACCAACUCGACCGUGAUUCUCUCAACAGACGCCUCAGGUAUCUUCAUAAGUUGAGGGAAGAUCUAAGGGAAAGGUUUCAGAAACGAGUACAUGGGGAUGCUCAUCCAGAAGGGCAAGGAGAGGGACUCAUAUUUAAGGGUAGGUGA
Molecule: messenger RNA, 4551 nt
Organism: Cydia pomonella (codling moth)
Lineage: Eukaryota; Metazoa; Arthropoda; Insecta; Lepidoptera; Tortricidae
Exons: 3
Coding region: 79-4551 (1490 amino acids)
Biological process (GO): DNA integration
Molecular function (GO): nucleic acid binding
Source: RefSeq, a predicted model, not a curated record